Messenger RNA from Leptopilina heterotoma, 3567 nucleotides. RefSeq lists its product as uncharacterized. The coding region runs from base 32 to 3127 and encodes 1031 amino acids. The transcript has 5 exons. The record is from RefSeq and is a predicted model, not a curated record. Gene Ontology annotation, biological process: engulfment of apoptotic cell; phosphatidylserine exposure on apoptotic cell surface; apoptotic process involved in development. NCBI's taxonomy places the organism in Eukaryota, Metazoa, Arthropoda, Insecta, Hymenoptera, Figitidae. Gene Ontology annotation, cellular component: plasma membrane.
UUUCGUAACUGUUUGGCGUCCGUCGGAGAAGAUGGCGGCGGCAGAGUUAAAAAGGAAUCAAGUUUUACAAGAAGAAAUUAUUAUUAAACAAAAUGCUUCAUCUCUUGAUUGUCAAAAAAAAAUCGACGACUGUAGAUUUAGAAUACUCAAUAUGAUAUUGUACAUAUUUUCCAUUGGAAUUAUCCUGACAAAUAUUGUGACAGAUAUUGUUGUAACUACUGAAUAUUUUUUACGAGGAUGUCACGUGUGGUUUUAUUUGGAAAUUGGUAUUUUGUUUAUACCAACAAGCCUUGUACAAAUUCUCAGUUUAAAAUGGUAUCACGAGGAUGGAAAUCUUAAAAAGAUUCAUUGGAUAUCGCAUGUAUUUUUAAUCGGAAUUUUAUAUAGAUAUGUAGUAUUACUGAAAGAAGUGUUUAAAAGUUUUAACACAAAAUACUCGGCGAAGAGUAAAGACUGGAUUUUAAAAAAUGAAAAUAAUGUCUAUACGUUACAUUUACUUGUAUCGUUUAUUGUCUCCGUGCCACAAUUAAUUUUUCAACUCUAUCUUAUGGCGAUAGAGCAAAGUGUGCCUUUCUGGACUGGUGCAUCAGCAGCAACGUCGCUUUGUUCCCUAACGUGGGCCAUAUCAGGAUAUAUAAAAUUUAAACUUGGCACGCAUUGGAGUCAUCAAAAAUCAAAAUGGUCAGCUCUCAUUGUUCAACUUUGUUGGCGAGGCGGUUUACUCGCUUCAAGAAUCACGGCUUUAGUUCUGGCCGCAUUUUGCUUAGAAUGCUGGCUUUUUGUCUUUCUAGGUAUUCACAGUUUAAUUAUGACCGCAUGGAUAACAUUACAAAAUAUCCCCACGAGAAAAUUAUGGUCAAACUACAUAUUCAACUACAUAUUGGGUUUGAUCUACUUUUUCGAUAUUUUCCUCGUGAAUAGCGAUUAUAUUUGGUAUCGAAUUUGCUCCUACUACGUUUUAACUAUGAUUCAAAACGUAACGCUCUUAAUUGUCUAUACAUUUUACAUCCAAGAGGCAUUGAGUACAAAUAUUUUUGUCAUUCUCUACAUUUUAAUACUCGGCGGUUCAUUUUUUGGCCUGGCGAGUAUGUUUCUCUACUAUCGUAAAUUUAAUUACGAUAAAAUUUUUAAAGAAAGUUUACAAAUCUCCAAACAUCUCGAUAAGAAAAAUUUACAAUCCGACACAAUAGGAGGUUUAAAUGAAGAAUCACGUGUCGAUAAUUCACCGACAAUUAUUGCCCUCUCCGAAGAAGUAACAGCAGACAAAAAAUCAUUAUUAACGAAUAUUGAACAAAAUACGGAAACAAUAGAGAGGGGAAUUCUUAAUUCAAGUUUCAUAAAGACUGACGAUCAGGAAGAAGUGCCGGAAGUUAUAGUCGAAAGUAAAAUUGAUUCACCAGGUUCGUUGAAAAAAUACGAGGCGAAGAUUGACGAAAUUUUCGAAACAAUGAAAGAUGCGAAGGUGCAGCAGGAAAUUGGGAUUACAAGGGAAAAUAGUGAUAAAAGAAGAGGAAUUUGUUCACUAACGCAAUUGGUGACCGAUGUUGAUAAUUAUGUGGAGAAAACAUUUUCUCUUUCGUCCUAUGAGGAGAAGCAUAAAUUGAAGGGUUUUAAGGUUGUUCCCCUGGCUCAGGACGAUUCGAAUGAUAUUUACGUAGUUCCGGAGAAUAUAAAAGUACGUCAAAGAAUGAAUACGCCGGUUAUUUCGGAAACAAACGACAGUGAGAAGACAAAUUCCCAAAAGGACGAGACAAUGAGUCAAAUAACAUCGAUACACGAUUAUGAAAAUCUCUGUCCAUUGGGAGUGGCACGUCCUCCCUGGUGUAUUCGCAGUUGGAGAGGCUACACGGACAUUGAGACUUAUAUUCACGACGAUAGUAUUGUUCGCGACAGAAGAAGAGACACUUUGACGAGUACAGCAACAGCAACAACGCUUAGUUCCGAUUUCUCCGAUGGCACCUACUCGAAUUCUCCCUUCAAGAGAUUUAUGAAAAAUUCCCGUCAAGACGACUAUUUGGACACACUCGUCUACGAUCUAGUCGACUGGGAUACGAACGUCUUCAACGAGGAGGAUUCAGUGGGAAAAUUUCAAAACAACGAGGAAUCGAAUUUAUUCGCAGCGAAACCAAUCGUCAUUGACGAUCGAGGCGGAAUGCUAGCUCUAGAUACAAUAAUCGAAGAGCACGAGGAAUUGACAAGCAGUUCGGAAAGUAAUUUCGAUCCAAAACGAUCAGUCAGCUCUCUAGUGGCGACAAUCGACGAAAUAAGAAAAUACGCCGCUGAAAAUUCACCCCGUCACAUAUAUCAUCGUACCGAGAAGCAAUACGAGGAUCUAAGUCACUGUAUCUUCAUGAAGAAGAAUCAAAACAAAAAUAACGAAACCCCAUGGAAUCUACUAUUCAUAAAGGAUAAUAAUUCUCUGGACAUAUCGACAAUUUCAUCCCGUGUGUCAAUGGGAAAAAUACCAUUAAUAAGUGCCAUUUUAUCAGAUUCGCCGGUUCUUGAAUCACGAACAAAAAACGAAAAAUACACAAAAGACGAUAUUAACUUAUCCAACGAUUUUACAAUAGACGAAUUGAACGAAGACAAUAAUGUCUACGUCGAAAUGAAGGCGCUCAAAGCGGAGAAUUUUAAUAAUUUCUACAAGGAAUUAAAUAAUUCCCUCUGCGAAGUUCUCAAGGAGAACGAAAUUAAAGAUGAAAGACCAAUUUCAUUAUUGAAGAUGACAACAGAUGAGAAAAAUUCCGAUAAUUUAUCACCGAAAGAAAAUGAAAAACGACGAAGAUCAAUAUGUCGACCAAGAAGAAAAUUCUCAUUGUUACGUGAAAAAUUUGAAAUCAAAUCAAAACCUUGUUUAAAUCAAACAAUUUUGAAUGCAAAUAAGGGAAUAUUGAGAGAUUUUGAUAUUUAUGAUAAUUCAGUAGUUGUUUAUGAAAAAGAAAAUUUGCCUGAUAAAAUUUUUGAUGAGAAAGAUUGUGAGGAAUUGAGAAUUGAAGAUAUUGGUUGUAAUUUAAAGGAGAGGAGGAGUAUAUUUUUAAAGCAAGUAUUGUCACCGCCGAAAUUUCCCAAUUGGAGUAGAAAAAAAGUCUUUAGUCCAAGCGAUGAAAUCAUUCCUAAAGCACUUUGAAAAAUGUGACGAAAAAAAAAAAUUCUGGUAUUAUUUACAUUUUAUUAUUUGUGAAAUAUAAAAUGUAAUGAUCUCAUGAUAUUACGUUAUAUACAUCUAAGUCUAUCAUAGAGUAUUUUUUUAAUUCUCGCGUCUAGUUAUUUAAGUGCCUUAAAUAUAGGGAGACAAACAGAAAAAUCAAAUAUCUAUUAAACGAUAUUGAUUGAAUUCACAAUUUGAUUUGAAAAAAAGUUCAAAGUUGAUACAAUGAUUUCAAAUUUUUUCGAAAAUUCUCAAUGUUCAAAAUGAAGAGAAUAUUUUUCGAUGCAGAUAUUUAAAAUAUUAAUUAACAGAAUUAAUAUAUUAAAAAUUAAUAACGUAAAUUAAACAUUUUUGGUACUUUAAAAAAAUUUUUUUUAAUACUUAACAUAAUGAAAUUUAGAUUAAAAAAAUUUAUUCAC